Messenger RNA from Alternaria alternata, 996 nucleotides. RefSeq lists its product as hypothetical. Bases 132 to 659 code for a protein of 175 amino acids. The transcript has 4 exons. Lineage: Eukaryota; Fungi; Ascomycota; Dothideomycetes; Pleosporales; Pleosporaceae. The record is from RefSeq and is a predicted model, not a curated record.
GUUUGGUUGGCUAGAAAUGAGGAAGGCACGAUCCAGCCACAAAGUACCAGCCUCCCCCGCCUUCACCAUACCCACCACCCGACAAACACCUCUUCUCUCGAAGCACUUUUGCGAUCCUGCCAACUGCCAUCAUGUCGUUCUCCGGACUAUCCUUCAUCUUUUGGCGCGUCUUCCAGAUCAUCACCUUGAUCCCGUGCCUGGGCAUGCUCGCCUGGUUCGUCGACUGGUACAACAGCCGCGGCCUCCUCACACCAACGUCAAUCCUCGUCCUGUUCAUCGUAUCGGUGCUCGGCGCAGCAUGGGCUAUAGGCACCCUCUUCCUCUACACGCGCGCGAAGCACUCUGCCAAAUUCGUGGCUUUCAUCGACCUUCUUUUCAUGGGUGCCUUUAUCGGAGCCGUCUAUGCUCUCCGAGGGAUUGCUGAUGCUGAUUGCUCCAACUGGGAAAGGAAUGGUUCCUACAGCGCUGAUCUUGGUUUAUUCACUGUCAGUGGAGACAGGUGGGGGUUCAACAUCGACCGCCAAUGCGCCAUGCUCAAGGCUUCAUGGGCUUUCGGAAUCAUGAACAUCAUUUUCUUCUUCAUCACUGCCAUAUUGGCUCUACUUGUGCACCGUCACCACCAGCCACAGUCGGAGCCGACGCAGCUAUGUCUAAGCUAAUGGGACAUGUCAAAUAAUGACAGGGUAUUCGGGGUAUCGGAGUUGGGUUUGGAGCAUCUGGCACUGGCUAUGGUCAGAAUUACGAAUUUCUUUGGACAUAUUCCCCCUUGCGCCAAUAUUUGAAAGUAUUGGCGUGUGUAUUGAGAUGAUAUGGAAGCGAAAUGGUUACGACAUUGGUAUGAGAAUACAUCCCUGGACCACGGGAAUUAGAACGACUCUGUAGAUAAUUGCUUUAUGAGAACUAUGGUCGCGAGCAAGUCUACACUCUAAGCAACGUGACAGAACACGUCAACAACAACAAUAAUGUAUUGCUGCCCGAGUGUGGUAAUGCUGUCUU